Letharia columbiana is the source of this 315-nucleotide messenger RNA. RefSeq lists its product as uncharacterized. Lineage: Eukaryota; Fungi; Ascomycota; Lecanoromycetes; Lecanorales; Parmeliaceae. The transcript has a single exon. The record is from RefSeq and is a predicted model, not a curated record. The coding region runs from base 1 to 315 and encodes 104 amino acids.
AUGCCACAGUCAAGGGAGCACAGAAGUAGCAAUGUGGGAGUUCUAAGAAGAUCCCAGAAUCCUGCGCGGUGCUGUUGUUUCAUACCCAGGCCGCCUGUUGGGAAAACCGCCCAAGCUGUGAACGACCCUUAUGCGGCUGGCGCUACUGCCGUUGCCGAACCCUUCCUGAUCAAUGACUCCAACGCGAUGGACGUUGACGCUAACCCUGACGAGUCGGCUCCAAACUCCGUUGCACCCAGAGCACUGGACAAACUCCGCGGCCGUACCUACGAGUCAUAUUUCAUGGUCUUUCCCAUCAACGCCAGACCUGUCUGA